Messenger RNA from Symbiodinium pilosum, 1050 nucleotides. Lineage: Eukaryota; Dinophyceae; Suessiales; Symbiodiniaceae. The record is from the annotation of a GenBank genome assembly.
AUGUGUUGCAUCAUUAUUUGGCACCACUACUGCAACCCGAGCAUCUUCGCCCAGCUUGCGUACUGCUCGGUCACGUUCUUCGUCUUCUUCUCAGGCUUCGUGACCCAGUACGCUUAUGCAGACAAGAUGUCCGGUGUCAAAGCACACCUGCUCUCCUUCUACUUGCGGCGAAUCGCCCGAGUUCUCCCGAUGUACUACAGUAUCCACUUCCUGGUGCUGGUCUUUUCUGGCAAGUCUUUGGCAACUGACUUCCAGGACUCGGUAUUGAUGUUCUGUACAUGGCACGGAUCGUCACCUGCCACGAAUUUCCCUGCCUGGACUGUUUGCGCAUUGGUGUGGUGUUGGCUGUUUGCGCCACUCCCAUCGCGGAUCCUUUUCUUGAUGCGACAGCGUUUGGGGAGCAGUGCAAAGUACUCACUGGCCCUCUGGAUGUGUCUGCUCACUCUCGGCUUCUGCAACGAGGUGUGGUCUCGCGUUGCAUACCAGCAAGAUGAAGACAUGGACUUGGACUAUUGGUUCUACGAGACGAAACACAAUGUGUUCGUCUUCUGCUUGGGGAUGGGCAUCUCAGAGGUGGCACAACACAUGCCUGAUGCCUCCCAUCUUUCCUGGGUUUGGCCCAUCUGCUGUGACGUGACCUUGCUACUGACCCUCGGCUUCACUGCUUCGUGGGAACGGCUAUUUCCGUCCUGGGGCUGCAGCUACUGGAGUGGUGCUUUUGCACCCGUGGCUGUGUGGGUCUUGACAUCCACUUUGGGCCACCAGUCCAUCUUGAACCGAAUCUGCAGUCACGGAAUUCUCCAGACGUUGGGGGACUACUCCAUGCAGAUCUACCUGCUGGCCAAUCCGCUGCAUGACUUGCUCAGCCAAGAUGUUGAGCCGAUCCUACUCUAUGCAUUCGUCAUCACGGCGGCUGUUGCCUCAGCGGAUCUCGCAGAGCGCCCCUGGUCAGAGUUCCUCAAAAAGUCCACCGACGAAAUGCAACGUAGAAGUGCAGGUUCCAGCAUGGGCUUUGACGACGGCAUCCUGCUGGCCGAGAGCACAAAGUAA